CAACGACCCGACCGACCCGUGACAGUUUUAGAGCCCGCGGUGCUCUCCGUGAUCGGGCAUUUGCCCAUCAGACAACAGCUCCUUGACGUCAGGGUUGUCGCAUAGGAGAUAAAGUCGGAGGAGGUGAACGAACCUUUUGAACGUGCCAGUAAGCAAGAUGGCGAGAAGGGCAAGAGCGAUUGGGAGCUAUCGAUAGCGCAGCGCUCGACGUGGCGCCAUGUGCGCGUGCGCAGUGAACGCGCGCUCGGAGCGAUCGAUUAGGCAGAAUUCGCGCCUCCAUUUUUCUGGGACAGAGCGGGAGGCCUAGGCAGCCGGACCAGCUGCUGGCAGGGAAAUUGUCAUCUUCUCCAAGAUGUACAGAACCAAAGUGGGCUUGAAGGACCGCCAGCAGCUCUACAAGCUGAUCAUUAGCCAGCUGCUCUAUGAUGGCUACAUCAGCAUUGCUAAUGGCCUCAUCAAUGAAAUCAAGCCUCAGUCUGUUUGUGCACCCUCCGAGCAGCUCCUGCAUCUCAUCAAACUAGGAAUGGAAAAUGACGACACUGCAGUUCAGUAUGCAAUCGGUCGUUCAGAUACAGUUGCCCCAGGCACAGGGAUUGACCUGGAAUUUGAUGCAGAUGUCCAGACUAUGUCCCCAGAGGCUUCCGAGUAUGAAACAUGCUAUGUCACAUCCCAUAAAGGACCAUGCCGUGUAGCUACCUAUAGUAGAGAUGGGCAGUUAAUAGCUACUGGGUCUGCUGAUGCUUCCAUAAAAAUACUUGACACAGAGAGGAUGUUGGCCAAAAGUGCCAUGCCAAUAGAGGUCAUGAUGAAUGAGACUGCACAACAGAAUAUGGAAAAUCACCCAGUGAUUCGAACUCUUUAUGACCACGUGGAUGAAGUUACAUGUCUUGCGUUCCAUCCAACAGAACAGAUCCUGGCUUCUGGCUCAAGGGAUUAUACUCUUAAAUUAUUUGAUUAUUCCAAACCAUCCGCAAAAAGAGCUUUCAAAUACAUUCAGGAAGCUGAGAUGUUGCGCUCCAUCUCUUUUCAUCCUUCGGGAGACUUCAUACUUGUUGGAACCCAGCAUCCUACUCUUCGUCUUUAUGAUAUCAACACCUUUCAGUGUUUUGUCUCCUGCAAUCCUCAAGAUCAACACACGGAUGCUAUAUGUUCCGUUAAUUAUAAUCCCAGUGCCAAUAUGUAUGUAACUGGUAGCAAGGAUGGCUGCAUCAAAUUAUGGGAUGGUGUUUCAAAUCGAUGCAUCACAACUUUUGAGAAGGCACAUGACGGUGCUGAAGUUUGUUCUGCCAUUUUUUCUAAAAAUUCUAAAUACAUUCUCUCAAGUGGAAAAGACUCUGUAGCUAAACUUUGGGAAAUAUCUACAGGACGAACACUGGUCAGAUACACGGGCGCGGGAUUGAGUGGCCGGCAGGUGCACCGGACACAGGCUGUGUUUAACCACACCGAGGACUAUGUGUUGCUGCCUGACGAAAGGACGAUCAGUCUCUGCUGCUGGGACUCGAGGACGGCUGAGCGGAGAAACCUGCUCUCCCUGGGGCACAACAACAUUGUGCGGUGCAUAGUGCACUCGCCCACCAACCCCGGCUUUAUGACGUGCAGUGAUGACUUCAGGGCGAGGUUCUGGUACCGGAGGUCAACCACCGACUGAGCCGCCUUCGAGAUCAUUCUUUCCUUGAGGACUCUGCCCUCCUUCCCCUGUGUCCUGUCACCAGCUUUAAUCAUAAGUCAGUGUACCAUCUUUGGCAGUUGUGCUGCCUCUGUCUACAUCCUUCUUGGAUUUGUACAAAAGAAUCUUUUUUUACCUUGAUGUAGAAUCAUGGUGGGAAAAGUUGGAAACGCAGAUCUGUGCAGUUGUUUUACAUUCACUGAUUAUUACAGUGUGAUUUUCAUCGAUUUUGUAAAUACAGGACUUGCCGUUUCUUUUGAAUCUCUUGAUUGUCUGAAGAAGGGUAGAUUAUUAAAGUGCUUUUGUCAUGAGGAA
Molecule: messenger RNA, 1981 nt
Organism: Lemur catta (Ring-tailed lemur)
Lineage: Eukaryota; Metazoa; Chordata; Mammalia; Primates; Lemuridae
Gene: CSTF1
Product: cleavage stimulation factor subunit 1
Exons: 6
Coding region: 353-1648 (431 amino acids)
Biological process (GO): mRNA 3'-end processing
Cellular component (GO): mRNA cleavage stimulating factor complex
Molecular function (GO): protein binding; RNA binding
Source: RefSeq, a predicted model, not a curated record